AUGUCUCUAAAUCCGCAAGUGCAUUCGCAUAUCUGCGAUAUCAUAGACAAAGCCUGCGAAGACCAAAAGUCCGGUAUUCCCGGGACCACGGUCGUGGUCGUUGGCAAAGAAGGGAACGAACUAUUAGCUCACUCUGCGGGUAAGCGAGGCACGGGAUCCAAAGACCCCAUGAACUUGGACAAUAUCUUCUGGAUUGCAUCUUGCACUAAGAUGUUGGUUGGUGUUGCCUGCAUGCAACUGGUUGAGCAGGGUAUCCUCAAGCUGGAUGAUGCGGAGCAGACAGAGGGUCUUUGCCCUGAAUUGAAGAGUCUCAAGGUGUUACUGCCAGAUGGUAGUCUUGAGGAGAAGAAGCAUGGAAUUACCCUGCGUAUGCUGUUAACUCAUACUGCCGGAUUCGGCUAUACAUUUUUCAAUGAGAGACUGAGACAGUGGUCGUACCCGGUUGGCGUGGAUGAGUUCUCCGGGCGGAUUGAAGAUAUGAAGCGGCCUCUGCUCUUUCAGCCCGGUGAAGGCUGGGAAUAUGGCGUUGGUAUCGACUGGGCGGGAAUCGCGCUGGAACGCGCAGCUGGCGUGACGCUCAAUGACUACCUACAAAAAAACGUCUUUCUGCCCCUUGGAAUCAAGGACAUGUCAAUGAUUCCGAGCGAGGACAUGCGCCAGAGGCUGGCGUACAUGAAUAAUCGAAACCCAGAUGGCACCCUGAGGCCCCGGGACCAUGUUCUUCGAGCGCCUCUAGUUGCUGACUUGAAAAAUGACGCUGAAGUCGCCAGAGUAUUCAACAGCGGUGGUGCGGGCAUAUUUGCCAAGCCGCAGGAAUAUUGUAAGGUACUCGCUGUACUGUUAAAUGAUGGAACGUGCCCUAGAACGGGCAGCAAGUUGCUUCGCAAGGAGACCGUAGAUGAAAUGUUCUCUAACCAGAUCCCCCGGUUCCCCAACUACAGCCGUCAAAGCAUCCCGGAUGCAAAGCCGGACCUGACCAACCCCGUUCCCGAGCUAUACCCAGUUUCCGGGAACCCGCCACAAGGUUGGGGCCUCACGUUCAUGCUGAGUAACGGCGGUGCGACGGGGCGGUCGAAUGGAACAGGGCACUGGGCUGGGCUGGCGAAUUUGUGGUGGUGGGCGGACAGGGAGAAGGGUGUUGCGGGGAUUGUUUGUACACAGAUUCUGCCGUUUGUGGACGCCAAGGUGCUUGGGCUAUGGGGAGCAGUUGAAGCUGAAAUAUACAAAGCCCUCGAUGAGGCUUGA
Messenger RNA from Penicillium samsonianum, 1245 nucleotides. RefSeq names its product serine hydrolase domain-containing protein. Lineage: Eukaryota; Fungi; Ascomycota; Eurotiomycetes; Eurotiales; Aspergillaceae. The record is from RefSeq and is a predicted model, not a curated record. The transcript has 3 exons. Bases 1 to 1245 code for a protein of 414 amino acids.